AUGUGUAUCAUGAGGACUUAUGAGACGCGUGGACGCACUGUCGUCGAGCCACCUCCACGACGCGGAAACUUCACCUCACACCCACCAGCUGGUGUUAUGCGCUUGCCACGUGAAUGGCGCCGUACAGAGAGCAUCAGCGAUGACGGUCGCUACGUUGAGUACAGAUCACGAUCACGACCUCGAGUCAUCGAGUACUAUGAGGAGCCACGCCGCAGCACCACUCGCCACAGGAGCGUGUCAAGGCGUCGCGUAACUGAUGUUGAGCGCAGGACGCCCAGAACAAGCUACAUAGACCCACGUGACAGCUAUGUCGACGAACGCAUUACCAGGAGAAGUGUGAGUCGGGUCAGGCACUGA
Bipolaris victoriae FI3 is the source of this 357-nucleotide messenger RNA. RefSeq lists its product as hypothetical. The record is from RefSeq and is a predicted model, not a curated record. Bases 1 to 357 code for a protein of 118 amino acids. Lineage: Eukaryota; Fungi; Ascomycota; Dothideomycetes; Pleosporales; Pleosporaceae. The transcript has 2 exons.